AUGUCAGUUCAACAGGAGCCGGUAACGGAGUGUGUUGUCAUUCUUGAUGCUGGUUCUCAAUACGGUAAGGUGAUUGACAGGAAGGUGCGGGAACUUCGCGUCGAGUCUCGAGUGAUGCCACUGGAUACCCCCACUGAUAUCCUUCGUAGUGAUCCCUCAAUUAAGGGAAUUAUCAUCAGUGGUGGGCCGAGUUCCAUCAGUGACGCCGAUGCGCCAUCGUAUAACACGGACCUCUUCUCAGUUGGAAAACCUUUGCUGGGUAUUUGUUAUGGCGUGCAGUUGCUCACGCGAGCAUUCGGUGGUAAAGUUGGUUGUGCGGGAGUACGGGAGGAUGGCCAAGAUGAGAUAACCGUUGAUACCAACUCACCCAUUUUCCAUGGUCUUUCAAAUAAAGAAAAGGUGCUUCUCACGCAUGGCGACUCCAUCACAGAAGCGGGGCCGCAUCUGAAGGUGACGGCGCGAAGUAGCGCACACAUCAUCGCCGCGGUCCAACAUGAGAGUCUUCCGCUGUUUGGUGUACAGUUCCACCCCGAGGUGGAGCUUACAGAGAACGGAGUUCAAAUUUUGAAAAACUUUUUAACAUUUUGUGGCUGUAAAUUUACAUUUACAAUGGAGGAUAGGGAGGAGAAGGCCCUGCGCCUGAUUCGUGAGCGCACUACUCAGGGUCAAAAAGUUUUGUGUCUCGCUUCAGGGGGUGUAGACAGUACAGUUUGUGCUGUGCUGCUGCUGAAAGCGCUUGGACCGGAGCGAGUGGUAUGCAUACACAUUGACCAUGGAUUUAUGCGGCUUAAUGAAAGCCAAGAGGUUGUGGCGGCGCUGAGAGCCGCUGGUGUUAACGUAACGCUGAUUGAUGCAACCAAACAAUUUUCUGAAGCAACGACGGAAUUCCCAGCGAAGCGUGGCAAAGGGGCGUACCAAACGGGAAAACUCUGUGAGGCGAUAGACCCUGAGGAGAAGCGUGUCAUCAUUGGUAACACAUUCAUGUCUGUGUGUGAUGCAGCGGUGAAGGAUCUUAAUUUGGACGUGAAUAACCUGUUACUCGCUCAAGGAACCUUGAGACCUGACUUGAUCGAGUCGGGUUCGGCCUACGCCAGUAAGGUGGCGGAUGCAAUAAAAACGCACCACAAUGAUACGGCAGUUGUGCGGCAACUGAGAGCGGAGGGUCGAAUCAUCGAGCCACUUUGCGACUACCAUAAGGAUGAGGUGCGGGAACUGGGUACUCGACUCGGCAUUCCAACUCACUUAGUGCAGCGCCAACCUUUUCCCGGGCCCGGUUUGGCUAUUCGUGUUUUAUGCAGCGACGGAUCACUCUUUAAGGACGAGCACUACGCUCGAACAGAAGAAAACGUUCGGGCCGUGUGCGCUGGUGAUGAGCGUUUCGAACUGUUAAAGCCACUCUGCAAGGAAUUGCGUAGCCUCCAACCUGCAAGCUGCAUUUUACCAAUCCGAACGGUGGGCGUGCAGGGCGACGGCAGGACAUAUGCCUACGCUGCGGCACUUUCCAUCGGUCGCCUCCCAAAUAAAGAAGAGUGGAACUCCCUUGGGCGUCUUGCAUUGGUUAUUCCAAAGUUAACGUCAAAUGUUAACCGUAUCGUGUUUAUGUUUGGACCUAAACGAGCUGAGGCACCGUUGAAAGCGACCAAGUCAUCUCUUGUCCCUGAGGUGCUGGACAAACUUCGGCUUGCGGAUGACACCGUUAACCGUGCCUUAAUUAAAUAUGGACUUGUGAGGCGGCUCAGCCAAGUGCCUGUGGUACUAUUACCCAUAGGUUUUGAGGAAAAGGGUCCCUUCAGUGUUGUGAUAAGGCCUUUUAUUACAAAUGAUUUCAUGACUGGUGUCCCAGCGGCUCCGGGAUCAGCCGAUAUGCCAUUGGAAGCUCUUAAGGAAAUUGUAGAGACUUUGCAGGGAUUUGACUUCAUAUCACGCGUUAUGUAUGAUCUCACGGGGAAACCGCCGGGGACGACGGAAUGGGAAUAA
Trypanosoma brucei brucei TREU927 is the source of this 1977-nucleotide messenger RNA. RefSeq names its product GMP synthase, putative. The transcript has a single exon. Gene Ontology annotation, biological process: GMP biosynthetic process. Lineage: Eukaryota; Euglenozoa; Kinetoplastea; Trypanosomatida; Trypanosomatidae. Gene Ontology annotation, cellular component: cytosol. The coding region runs from base 1 to 1977 and encodes 658 amino acids. The record is from RefSeq and is a predicted model, not a curated record. Gene Ontology annotation, molecular function: ATP binding; GMP synthase (glutamine-hydrolyzing) activity; GMP synthase activity.